AUGACUCUCAUUAUACGUUAUGUGGAUGUUUCUACAAGUCAAAUAAAAAUUGAAGAGUUUUUUGCAGAACUUUUGAAAGUCUAUGACACAACAUGUCAAAGAUUGUUUGAGGAAUUACAAAGUAUAUUGGAAACUCUUGGUUUAGAUAUUAAUAAUGUAAGAGGACAAGGAUAUGAUAAUGAAUCUAACAUGAAAGGUAAACAUCAAGGUGUACAAAGAAAAUUAUUACAUGUUAAUCCUAGAGCAUUAUACACACCAUGUGGUUGUCAUAGCCUUAACUUGACACUUUGUGAUAUUACAAAUUCUUGUACUAAAGCUAAAGAAUUUUUUGGAGUGUUACAACGUAUUUAUACUAUAUUUUCUCAUUCGAAAAAACAUUGGAAAAUUCAUAGAGACAAUGUGAAAGGUGUAACUAUUAAACCAUUGUCACAAACACGUUGGAAAAGUAAUGUGAAUAGUGUAUAUGCAAUUAAAUCUCAAACUUCAGAUGUAAGAGAAACACCACUUCAACUAGUUGAACAAGAUAAUGAUCCCAAAAUUAAUAGUAAAGUCGAAUCUUUAGUAACUCAUAGAAUUGGAAACUUUGAAUUUUUAGUAGCUAUGAUUAUUUGGUUUGAAUUGUUAACUGUUGUUAAUGAAAUUAGCAAAAUUUUAAAUAAAAAAAAAGACAUGCGUAUUGAUGUGGUGAUAGAACUAGUAAAAGGUUUGAUCAAGUAUUUGAAAAAAUAUAGAAAAUCUAGAUUUAUAAAUGUUAAGGCCCGUGCUAAAAAGAUUAGAAAUGAAAUGGAGAUUGAAUGUGUGUUUAUUCAAAAACGUGAAAUUCAUAGAAAACAACAUUAUGAUGAAAAUCCAUCUCAACCCACAUAA
Molecule: messenger RNA, 867 nt
Organism: Lathyrus oleraceus (garden pea)
Lineage: Eukaryota; Viridiplantae; Streptophyta; Magnoliopsida; Fabales; Fabaceae
Exons: 1
Coding region: 1-867 (288 amino acids)
Source: RefSeq, a predicted model, not a curated record